Zalophus californianus (California sea lion) is the source of this 1389-nucleotide messenger RNA. Its product is annotated as zinc phosphodiesterase ELAC protein 1. The transcript has a single exon. Lineage: Eukaryota; Metazoa; Chordata; Mammalia; Carnivora; Otariidae. The coding region runs from base 82 to 1173 and encodes 363 amino acids. Gene Ontology annotation, cellular component: nucleus. The record is from RefSeq and is a predicted model, not a curated record. Gene Ontology annotation, molecular function: 3'-tRNA processing endoribonuclease activity.
CUGCUGCGGGACGGCUGGGCCUUGCUGCGGGCCUGCGCCUCCCUCGGCUCCUGCCGCAGGCCUUGGGGAGUGGGGUGGAAGAUGUCUAUGGAUGUGACAUUUCUGGGUACGGGUGCAGCAUACCCAUCCCCAACCCGGGGUGCCUCUGCUCUGGUCCUUCGGUGUGAGGGCGAGUGCUGGCUCUUUGACUGUGGGGAGGGGACUCAGACACAGCUUAUGAAAAGCCAGCUUAAAGCAGGGAGAAUUACCAAGAUCUUCAUCACACAUCUUCAUGGAGACCAUUUCUUUGGCCUUCCUGGCCUCCUCUGCACAAUCAGCCUGCAGAGUGGCUCUGUGGUCACCAAACAGCCUAUUGAAAUCUAUGGCCCUGCUGGGCUUCGAGACUUUAUCUGGAGAACCAUGGAACUCUCUCACACAGAGUUGGUCUUCCCCUAUGUGGUCCACGAGCUGGUGCCUACAGCAGAUCAGUGUCCUACAGAAGAACUAAAAGAAUUUAUGCACGUGAAUAAAACAGACAGCCAUCCCAAAGAGGGACAAGGAAGAACUAUCCUUUUAGACUCAGAAGAAAACUCAUACCUUCUGGUUGAUGACGAACAGUUUGUUGUAAAAGCAUUUCGCCUCUUUCACCGAAUUCCCUCCUUUGGGUUUUCAGUUGUGGAGAAGAAACGCCCAGGUAAACUCAAUGCACAGAAACUAAAAGACCUCGGUGUGCCACCAGGUCCUGCCUAUGGGAAGCUGAAAAAUGGAAUUUCUGUUGUUCUGGAAAAUGGAGUUACAAUUUCUCCCCAAGAUGUCUUAAAAAAGCCUAUUGUUGGAAGAAAAAUCUGCAUUUUGGGUGACUGUUCUGGGGUUGUGGGUGACGGAGGAGUGAAGCUGUGUUUUGAAGCAGACCUGUUGAUCCAUGAAGCAACCCUAGAUGAUGGUCAGAUGGACAAAGCAAAGGAGCAUGGCCACAGCACACCACAGAUGGCAGCUGCAUUUGCCAAGCUGUGCCAAGCAAAGAGGCUAGUUCUGACUCACUUCAGUCAGAGGUACAAGCCGGUUGCCUUGGCCAGAGAAGGAGAAACAGAUGGGAUCGUAGAACUAAAAAAGCAAGCUGAAUCGGUGUUAGAUCUCCAAGAAGUGACUCUAGCAGAAGACUUUAUGGUGAUUGGCAUUCCAAUCAAGAAAUGAACCCAGUAUUCCAGAAUGCAUCCUCACAUGUCUGUGAACAUGUUCCUGAACCAACAGUCAAGUUGGUUGUGGUGGUGGUGGUGGUGGUUGUGGUUGUGGUUUUGGUCUAAGAUUAUUUGGGUCCUAAUAAUCCUCAACAGGAUAGAGCUGCAUUGCUGGACUGAGUCAGCAGUGAGAGGGAGCAAGCUUUUUGAUAAUAAAUCAUUUUAAAAAGAA